Molecule: messenger RNA, 1023 nt
Organism: Drosophila subobscura
Lineage: Eukaryota; Metazoa; Arthropoda; Insecta; Diptera; Drosophilidae
Exons: 2
Coding region: 110-1006 (298 amino acids)
Source: RefSeq, a predicted model, not a curated record
UGGGAGAGCUCCAAAGUAUUUCGAGUUUCAUUUAACAAAAAGAAGCAAAUUUUUCGUUUUUUUUUCUAUUUUUCUUUGCCAAAUUUCUGUGUGAUUUUGUUUAUAAACAAUGGCCAGCUCGAAUGUGUCCGACUGGGAUGAGCCGCUGCCGACAUCGUCGAGCGAGGAGGUGGAGGAGGAGGAUCCGGACUACUGCAGUCCAAGCAAUCGCCAGCAGAGGCAGCAGGAGAACGUGGACAAGUUGCGUUCGUACGUGCGCCGCAUGGCCUACCAGCCAUCCAUGCCGCCCAAGACACGACCCGGCGAUGUGGCCAGAUCGCAGCCCAAGAAGAAUCAGCUGAUCGACACGUACGCACAGUUCAAGGACUUCUACAACCCCAAGAAGCGAGCCACGCGCAUCAAGCGGCUGCUGGGCAAGUACAAUGCCAUAACCACAGAACAGCUGGCUGAGGUGCUCAGGAGCAAUGAGACAAAGGAGCGGCGCAAGGAGGACUUCUUGAAGCGCAAGCAGGAGCUGUACUACAGCAUGCUGACCAAACUGGAGCGCCAGUGUCGCACACAGUACCUGAACGUGCUCAUCAAGAAGUUUGCCAAGUUCAUCACCCAUUUGGCCACCACAAUGCGCAUACCACCGCAGCUGGUCGAUCCCUAUGCCCGCAUGCAGCGCGGCAUCUUCUGCAACGUGCUGCUGGCCAUCGGGGUCCAGCCGGCCUCCCAAUCGGCCAUCUACUACACCAGCGAGGAUGCCAUCGAGUAUGAUGUGUGCCAUCGCCUCGCUCACGCUCUGCUCAGUCUCGUGAUCAAGGCCUUGGACUCGGCGGCCGCUCGCGAUCCCAACGAGCUGGUCAGGUCCGUCGAGUUGGACCUGGAAAUGGACAAUCACAUCAAGCGUCGCCUCAUGUGCGCUGCCGAGAAGAAGAUCGCCUACGAGCGUCGUCGCAACAGGCAUCAGUCGGCAUACAAGAAGAGCUCCAACAAUAAGUGCCAAGUCCCCGAAUGCGAGUAGCCAGUAGUCAGUCAGGU